AUGAGUUCACCUUGGCCAUUUGUAGCUUGGGGUAUGGAUGUCAUCGAUACGAUAGAUCCAGCCGCUUCUAAUGGACAAAGAUUUAUUUUGGUUGCCAUUGAUUAUUUCACCAAGUGGGUGGAAGCAGUUUCUUACAAGUCGAUGACCAAGAAAGUUGUAGCUGAUUUUGUUUGCAACAAUCUGAUCUGCAGAGCUGUAGAGGAUGCCAAUAAGAAUAUCAAGAAGAUUUUGAGGAAGAUGAUUGACAAUCACCGAGUCAGAACGUUGAUUGGAGCAACUCCAUACUUGCUGGUAUAUGGAAUAGAAGUAGUCAUACCUGCUGAAGUUGAAAUACCGUCUUUGAGAAUCAUCCAAGAAGCUAGGUUGAGUAACGCUGAAUUGGUUAGAAAGAGAAUCGAUCAGUUAAUUUUUAUUGACGAGAAGAGAAUGGUUGCCGAUGAGUACAAAGAAAAAUUCUCUACAAAUUGGAAAGGAACCUACAUGGUUCGCAAAGUAUUAUCUGGAGGUGCUUUGAUCCUGUUGGAGAUGGAUGGUAUCGCAUGGCCGAAACCGAUAAACUCAGAUGUUGACAAGAUAUACUAUGUGUGA
This is a messenger RNA of Solanum pennellii, 588 nucleotides long. RefSeq lists its product as uncharacterized. NCBI's taxonomy places the organism in Eukaryota, Viridiplantae, Streptophyta, Magnoliopsida, Solanales, Solanaceae. Gene Ontology annotation, molecular function: nucleic acid binding. The record is from RefSeq and is a predicted model, not a curated record. The transcript has 4 exons. Bases 1 to 588 code for a protein of 195 amino acids.